This is a messenger RNA of Penicillium mononematosum, 1371 nucleotides long. RefSeq names its product ankyrin repeat domain-containing protein. NCBI's taxonomy places the organism in Eukaryota, Fungi, Ascomycota, Eurotiomycetes, Eurotiales, Aspergillaceae. The record is from RefSeq and is a predicted model, not a curated record. The coding region runs from base 1 to 1371 and encodes 456 amino acids. The transcript has a single exon. Gene Ontology annotation, molecular function: protein binding.
AUGGCUCUCCUUAGCCUACCAAAUGAGCUUCUGCUAGCCAUAUCAGACAGACAAGACUGCCAAAGAGACAUAAAUGCAUUUGCAAGCACCAGUCGCCGCUGUUUUAUGCUCCUGAACCCCUUCCUCUAUGCCUACAACGUCCGACAGCACCAAGGGAGCGCACUCCAUUGGGCAGCAAGCCAGGGACAACUAGGAACAGCCCAAGAAUCACUCCGACAAGGAGCGCAAAUCGAUUCGAGGAACAGGAAAACAGGAAAAACACCAUUGAUACAGUCCGUUCACAGCGACCAUGCAGAUAUUGUUGCAUUCCUGUUGGCACAUGGAGCCGACCCGAACGCCAAAGGCGAUGGGGGGCCCAACGACGCAAUCAGAUCGGCAGUGCUCCGCAAUAAGGCAGCCGUCGCUAGAAUUUUGCUUGAUAACGGCGUUGACGCGAAUUUGACGGGCCACAGGGGUAGCCUAUUGCAUAUUGCGGCUGAAAGAGCCUACAAUAACCGCGAGGAAGUGGUGAGAGUUCUGAUUGAGAAAGGUGCCAACAUCGAAUCUAUCUAUGGUGGCGAGACUCCGUUGCAGGUAGCGUGCGGGUCUGGCUCCGUGGAAGUGGCUCGGUGCCUAAUAGAAAGCGGUGCCCGUUUGGACACGCGGGGUCGGAAUGGAAGUUCGCUCCUGCACCAGGCAACCAAUGAAGUCAAGACUGUGAAGUUGCUGGUGGAGAAAGGAGCCGAUAUCGAGGUGAAAGAUGAGCAAGGUGAGACACCACUGCAUCGGGCGUGCUGGAAUGGCCGGGCAGAAACAGCAGCGUUCUUGCUGGACCAGGGUGCAGAUAUAGAGGCAAGAUCGUUAAGUGGGAAAACACCAUUGCUGCUGGCGGUACUCUGGGAGGGCACUGUAUGUAAGCAACUGGGGCCGGCCUCUGUGACCACUCUCUUGCUGGAACGAGGCGCCAAUCCAAGCCGGGGAAAUGAUUCCAACAUCACACCAUUGCAUUGCGUGACGUUGAAAGGAACUACGGAACUUUUCAAGCUAUUGCUACAAUAUGGAGCGGACGUAGAGCCAAAAACUAGGCUGGGCUCGAUGCCGCUGCACAGCCUAGCGGAUUCUGGCUCUUUAGAGUCGGCAAGGCAUUUGUUGCAGAAAGGCGCUGAUGCACAACCAAGGGACGGGGAAGGAAAUACUCCGUUGCACUUGGCAGCGCGGAGAAGCGAUGUGGAAUUCGUCAGGUUGCUGCUAGAGGCAGGCGCUGACCGGCUGGUCAAAAAUCACAAGGGUCAAUUGCCUGUGCAUCUAGCAUCAGAAGGAGCACGGAAAUCAGAAGAAAGACAGAGAAAAGUGAUAGAUCUUCUGGAGCCUCAGUCCGAUCAUCAACAUUAG